AUGUCGCCGGUCAGUCAAUAUUGUCCGUUGCUGGAUUGAAUCGAAAGACCGCGUUCAAAAUGCAGACCCCGCACUCCCCACUCCAGACCCCGCCGCCGCCGCCGCUCCCUCCGCCCUCCGCGCGCCGGAUCCCACCCCGCUGCCGGCCUCCACGGGUGGGAAGCCGCAUCCGGCCCCUGGCCCGCCGCGCCGCUGCCACCCCUCCCCGACGCGGCUCCGCGACCACCCCCGCCCCCCCGGCCGCGGCGUCUGCUGCCAGAGGCCUCCCCGAUGCAGGUCCGCCAGUGACGCCUUCCUCCCCACGGAGCACGCCAGCGACGCAGUCCUGCCCGCCCUGCGAUGCAGGCCCCGGCGCUGCCUAGUGCUGGAGUUUUUCACCACCUCGCCCACCAAGUGCUCGACAGAUUGCCUCAGCCAGUUUCUGAAGAAUACUGAUAUUAUACUGCAAGCAGACGAGAAGCUGAUGAUGAAGAAGGAGAGUACUGCAAGAGUGCAGGAGAAUGAUACUCUCUGCAGCAGAUGGGUGGAGGAGAUGGAGGAGGUGCUACCAGGCACCGAUCUGCUAGUGGAGAAGGCACGGUGGAGCAAGCCCUCCAUCUACCGGGUGCCGGAGUGGAUCAAGGGCAUGAUGCCGAACAACACUUCAGCCUACCGGCCGAGGCUGGUGUCGCUGGGUCCCUUCCACCACGGUGAGCCUGACCUGCUGCCCAUGGAGGAGCACAAGCGCCGGGCGGUGCUGCACUUGGUCAAGCGCUCCGGGAAACCGCUCCGGGACUUUGUCGCGGCCGUCGAGAUGGUGGCAGACGAGCUGCUGGAUGCCUACCAGGGCCUCGACGAGAAGUGGCGUGAGUCGAGCCGGGACCGGUUCGUGCAGAUGAUGGUCAUGGACGGGUGCUUCUUGCUGGAGCUUAUGGAGGCCACGAAACCAUUGGGAUCUAGUGUGAAAGAGGACGAGGUCAUUAACACUAUUAACACCAAUCCUCAUUGUUUUUCUAUUGAAAUCUUCCGAACUCGUCAGAGUCCGCGGGCCGCAGCAGUAAGUUUGAGCUCCGCCCCUGUGAAGGAUGAUCAAUGGGGGGACUAUGCGGCCAAUGACCCCGUCUUCAGCGCCCACGCUAACCAUAUUUUGUGGCCGGGCAUCCGGUCCGAUGUGAUCGCCUUGGAAAACCAGUUGCCCCUACUCGUUCUACAAAGGCUUUUAGCCGUGGAGCGUGGAACAACUCCGGAACCUGCCGAGAUCAACAUGGCGGUGGUGAGGUAUCUGUACUACUGCUCGUGUGAGGGAACUCCCACCGGCAAGCUAGGCCUCCAUCCGUUGGAUAUUUUACAUAGAAGCAUGUGUGCCCCUCAACCUGAUGCACAACACCAGGGAGGCGAUUCAGCCUCUUUUGAGGAGGACUGCAUGCCAUCUGCCGUGGAGCUCAGGGAGGCAAGGGUCCUUUUUAAGAGCAGCAACACUCACCUCAUCGACGCCAUAACCUUCAGAAACGGUGUCCUGAGCAUGCCCGAGUUCAAGGCCUACGGGGACACCGAGAAUCUCUACCUGAACCUGUUCGCCUUCGAGCAGCUGCACCCGGACACCGGGUACGAGUUGUUGUCCUACAUGUUCUUCAUGGUGGGCCUGAUCGAAUCGAAUAGAGACGUGGCGCUGCUGAGGUCCAGAGGGAUCAUCAGAAACAUGCGCAGCAGCGACAAGGAGCUGGUAGAGAUGUUCAGCGUGCUGGGCAGGGCAACGCUGAUGCACCCGUCCAGCAAGCUGAACGGCGUGCUACGGGAGGUGAAAGCACACUGCAAGAAGCGCCGGAACAAGUGGCGAGCCAACUUCGUGCACACGUACCUGAGCAGCCCAUGGGUGUUCAUCUCGCUCAUCGCCGCUGUCAUCCUACUCAUGGCCACCUUGCUGCAAACUGUCUACGCUAUUCUCCCCUUUUACAGCAAGGUUAAGCCAGAAGUAUGAUGUGGCUAUGUGCCCUAUCUAUAUUGUACCGGUGGACAAGUUGUUUUACUCCAUUAUUUAUUGAGCAUAGACAUUGUUCCAAGAAAAUGUAUUAAACGUAAUCUGGUCAGAAAUGACAUUGUGUUUGGGUUUUUUGAGGAUUA
Panicum hallii is the source of this 2100-nucleotide messenger RNA. Its product is annotated as UPF0481 protein At3g47200-like. The transcript has 3 exons. The record is from RefSeq and is a predicted model, not a curated record. The coding region runs from base 464 to 1957 and encodes 497 amino acids. NCBI's taxonomy places the organism in Eukaryota, Viridiplantae, Streptophyta, Magnoliopsida, Poales, Poaceae.